UUUCUACAGCUUCGUUUGAAUAAUGAUGGCCAUAUCAUUGGCACAGAGUAUUUAUCUGACCUUGUUGAGAAGGGAAAUACUGCUCAUGGGCAUGAUGACCACAAAGAUCACCAGGAGGAGUCAGAGCAUAAAAUUAAACUCCAUAAUCUUGAUCAAGAAGCUGAAAAUAUGGUCAAGAAGGUGAAGCAGGCAUUGGCUAACGGUGAAGGUUGCCGGGUAUAUGGUGUUCUAGAUGUCCAAAGGGUUGCCGGGAACUUUCAUAUCUCAGUCCAUGGAUUGAACAUUUUUGUUGCGCAAAUGAUUUUUGAGGGCUCUUCUCAUGUCAAUGUGAGUCAUAUAAUUCACGAUUUAUCGUUUGGGCCCAAAUAUCCCGGAAUACAUAACCCACUUGACGAGACAUCUCGGAUUUUGCGUGGAGCAAGUGGAACAUUCAAGUACUACAUAAAGAUUGUUCCAACUGAAUACAAGUACAUCUCGAAGGAAGUUUUACCUACAAAUCAAUUCUCUGUCACCGAGUACUUUUCUCCGAUUCACGAGUUCGAUAGAAAUUGGCCUGCUGUAUACUUCUUGUAUGAUUUGUCACCAAUUACCGUGACAAUUAGGGAAGAACGUCGUAGUUUCCUCCACUUCAUUACACGUCUCUGUGCAGUACUGGGUGGUACAUUUGCAUUAACAGGAAUGCUAGAUAGAUGGAUGUACAGGUUCAUCGAAUCAUUCACAAAACCAAAUGCUAGAAGUACCGUACGGUGAUUUGGGGUUCAAAACAUGUGAACGAGGAAUUUCAUAAUGCAAACCGUAUACAUUUCUGAUGAAACGAGCACACGAUUCAAUAGCUAUGAAGAAACUACUAAGUUAACAAACACCCGUGAAACAUCCCCGCCCCCCCUCGUUCCUCUCGUCCUCGGUUUAUCUAACUUUUUGAUAUUGUUGUAUUUAUUUUAUUGGGGAUUUUUUUAGUUUGAUGUUUUAGUGUGGGAUUGUAGUUUAUAUAUCAUUUCUUGUAAAAGUGACUUUUCACCUGUAUGGGACUUACCCUAAAA
Molecule: messenger RNA, 1040 nt
Organism: Erythranthe guttata (spotted monkey flower)
Lineage: Eukaryota; Viridiplantae; Streptophyta; Magnoliopsida; Lamiales; Phrymaceae
Source: RefSeq, a predicted model, not a curated record